ACAUCCAAUUUUCACCACUCAAAAAACAAAAAAUUACCUACCACAGAUACUCUUUUUAGUGAUAAAAUUUGCGCUUCAUUUUCAGUAAAGGUUGAUGAAAAUGAAAUAGGAAAAAUCGAAUUCAUAUGUGAUAUUCAAUACAAAGGAAUAGCCACUGAGCAAGUAAAUACUACAGUAAAUGAUCAAUACCAGUUUUAUGGAAACAGAGAGUUGGAUUUUGAGCAUGUUAGAGAAUCAACAGAUAUAACCGACGAGCCUCUUGGAAAUAGAGAGACGGUGUCUCAGAAUAAUAGUAGAAGGGACCAGGUACCUGAAGUAAUUGAAAUAUUAAGUCACGAAGACCAGAUACCCGAAACAAUUGAAAUUUCAAGUGACGAAGCACCUGAAAUAAUUGAGUUAUCAAGUGACGAUGACGAACUGAUAUUUGAAAAAAAUCAAAUAGUUGUUUCUAGAGAUCAAACUCCUGAAACAGCUAUUUAA
Racocetra persica is the source of this 480-nucleotide messenger RNA. Lineage: Eukaryota; Fungi; Glomeromycota; Glomeromycetes; Diversisporales; Gigasporaceae. The record is from the annotation of a GenBank genome assembly.